AUGAUUGAAAAAUCAAAAAUUCGAUAAAUUCUUCUUGAUAAAUCGUUAGGAUAAAUUUUGAAAGUGGAUGGACCUGUAGAAUCAAUUCAAAAUGAAGAACAACUUGUUAAUUUAUAGGCAUUUCAUCAACAUUUUCAUACAACUGCUAAGAGAGAGCAUUCUGCUACAUCCAGAUACAGAAACAGAGUUGAAAAACUAUAAGAUGAAGUUUGGAAGUACAUUCGACCUAGAACACCUUCAGUCUCUAUUAAUUGCAGAUAAAGAAUUACGAUAUUUGAAGAAUAAAGAGAUUCUCAAUUACAGCAAACCAUUAAUUUUGCACUCCCCUGGGAACCAACCAAAAAGCACAUUCCACUUGAUAAAUAAACCAAAAGAAAAUCGUGGCAUACUUAAGCAAUAAUACAUGAUUUGAAUUGCGAUCAGCCAAAACCAAAGACCAUUUGCUUUACCAACAUCAUAAUAUCACAUAGACGAUAGGAAGGCAACACAAACAUACCUACAUUUGAAACCUAAUUUUUAUAGAAGAAAUAUGGAUUUUGCUAGAUUGGUUGA
Messenger RNA from Paramecium tetraurelia, 552 nucleotides. RefSeq lists its product as uncharacterized. NCBI's taxonomy places the organism in Eukaryota, Ciliophora, Oligohymenophorea, Peniculida, Parameciidae. The transcript is spliced from 3 exons. The record is from RefSeq and is a predicted model, not a curated record.